AUGUUGCAACGUAAUAAAAUUUAUAGAAAUAAAUAUAACUGUAUUGUAAGAAUAUUCAAUGGUUACCUUGCGAAAUAACUCAAAGUUAAACUGCCAUUGUAAGUAUACCAUCGUGUAUAUUUCGCGCGAAAUUUAAAACGGUAGAACUUCGUUCAUCCGAAUCUCGUUCAGACGAACCAAAGUUACGAAGUUAAUAUUGAGUCUCAGAUAUACGAAUUCAUAAAUUGAUCAAUUUCAGCUAUCCUCGUUUACUAUCUUUAUUCAAACAAAUAAAAAAUAGAAUGUGAAGAAGGUUAGAGACAUGUUUGAACAAACGAAGCUUUACCUUUAUUAAGAUUAAAUUUGAAAAAACUAGUAGUCUCAAUUCGUUUUAUUUGUAAUUAUUUCUCAGUUAAUUUACGGUAUCAAAAUCCAUUUCUUUUGGCUAUUACAUUUUUCACCUAAACUCCCACGACUUUUUGAAAAACAUUGGAGUACCUGUAACAAUUGCGAUAAACUGUCUUUCAGUUCUCGAUGGAUCAAUAAAUGUAUAUUUUUAUUAAAGUGAUUCAUUCGCUUAUUAAUCUUUGACUUUUACUAGUCCAGGUAUUGAGUUCGCGAUUGGCGCGUUAGCAGCUGUGGGGGCUGGAUUCUUCACGAAUCCAGUCGACGUGAUAAAGGUACGCUUGCAGCUACAAGGGGAGCUAGAAGCACGAAAUACAUAUAGGAAAAUUUAUAAGAACACCCUGCAUGCGGGUUAUGUGAUUGCAAAACACGAGGGCGUGUGUGCUCUACAAGCUGGCAUCGUACCGGCUCUGUACUUCCAAGUGGUGCUCAAUGGAAUACGAUUAGGAGCGUAUAAUACGGCAAAGAAAUACAACAUAAUCACCAAUGACAAAGGGAAUACUGACAUUCUGAAGACCGCGUUAUUUACUGGAACAGCUGGCUCUGUCGGUGCUGUUCUUAGCAGCCCAUUCUACAUGGUGAAAACACAAUUACAGGCGCGUUCAGCACAAUCUAUAGCCGUUGGCUAUCAACACAAUUAUACAGGCACCUGGUGCGCAUUCAAAUCUCUGUGGAAAGAAGGCGGCAUAAUCGCUUUGUAUCGCGGCUGGUAUGCCAAUAUACCACGAGUUUUUGUCGGCUCUGCGACGCAGUUAACUACAUUCGGUUUGGCUGCGGAUUGGUUACGCUCAUUACAAAUGUUUACAGAUCAACCAAUACUUCUGACCUUUGUGGCUUCUGUAAUCGGUGGAAGUUGCGUGGCUUUCACUAUGCAACCGUUUGAUGUUUUAGCAACGAGGUUGUACAACCAAAAGACGGACGUGAGCGGAAAAGGUACAUUGUAUAACGGACUUCUGGACGCGAUCAUUAAAAUAGUACAAACAGAAGGUUUGACUGGUCUGUACAAAGGAAUUUUUCCGACAUGGAUGAGAAUAGCACCGCACACAGUACUUUGUUUAGUAUUCUAUGAAAAGUUAGAUCAAUUGUAUACUGUACUUCAACAUUAA
Messenger RNA from Heterotrigona itama, 1490 nucleotides. The record is from the annotation of a GenBank genome assembly. NCBI's taxonomy places the organism in Eukaryota, Metazoa, Arthropoda, Insecta, Hymenoptera, Apidae.